Penicillium antarcticum is the source of this 1647-nucleotide messenger RNA. RefSeq names its product TPR domain protein. NCBI's taxonomy places the organism in Eukaryota, Fungi, Ascomycota, Eurotiomycetes, Eurotiales, Aspergillaceae. Gene Ontology annotation, molecular function: protein binding. Gene Ontology annotation, cellular component: intracellular anatomical structure. The record is from RefSeq and is a predicted model, not a curated record. Bases 1 to 1647 code for a protein of 548 amino acids. The transcript has a single exon.
AUGUCCGACUACGACCUGGGAGACUACCGUCGCGAGGUAACAACCGCCAACGAAGAUGCCCAAACUUGGUUCAGCCGCGGUCUAAUCUGGGCCUACGCCUUCAACCACGAAGAGUCUGCCCGCUGCUUCGAGAAUGUCAUCACCGCCGACCCAACAUGCGCAAUGGGAUACUGGGGUCUAGCCUUCGCCCUAGGUCCUAAUUACAACAAGCCCUGGCAACUCUUCGACGGGGAAGAUCUGGCUGCUACGACAACGCGCGCGCAUCGUGCUGUCCUCGACGCGAAGAAAUAUGCUCCCGCCGCGUCGGCUUUGGAGGGUGCGCUCAUUGAUGCGUUGCUUUGUCGGUAUCCGCAGGAAUUGCCUGUUGAGGAUUGUUCCGUUUGGAAUGCGGCGUAUGCCGAUGCUAUUACUGUUGUUUAUAAUGAGUAUCCGGACGACUAUGAUGUUACGGCAUUGUACUGCGACGCGCUGAUGAAUCUGACGCCAUGGAGUUUGUGGGAUUUGAAAACGGGCCAGCCGGCACCAGAAGCGAAGACGAUGCAGGUGAAGAGAGCGCUAGAUCGCGUUCUGGCUCAAGAUGAUGCGCUUAAUCAUCCUGGUUUGUUGCAUUUGUACAUUCAUCUCAUGGAGAUGUCUGGGACGCCGGAGAUUGCGCUGCCUAUUGCCGAUUGUUUGCGGGGGCUUGUUCCUGAUGCUGGCCAUUUGGAACAUAUGCCUACGCACAUUGAUAUCUUGUGUGGUGAUUAUCGUCGUGCUAUCGUGUCUAAUUCUUCGGCUAUUCGUGCUGAUGAGAAAUACCUCGCGAGGCAGCCGACGAGUCAUUUUUAUAACCUUUAUCGCGCCCAUGAUUAUCAUUUUAGGAUGUAUGCUGCUAUGUUGGGUGGACAAUCGAAGAUUGCGCUCGAGACGGGCGCUGAGCUGGCGGGGGUUUUGACUGAGCAAAUUUUGCGCAUUGAGCUACCACCCAUGGCGGACUGGUUGGAAGGAUUCGUGGCAAUGCAAAUGCAUGGCUUGAUUCGUUUCGGUCGCUGGGAAGAUAUAAUUGCUCUGGGGCUACCAACUGAUCCAAGCCUCUACUGCGUCACCACAGCCAUGAUGCACUACGCCAAAGGUGUCGCAUUCGCAGCCACCGGAAAAGUCCCAGAAGCAGAAAAAGAGCGCACACUAUUCCAGCAAUCAAAGAAAGUAGUGCCCGACUCGCGCAUGCUCUUUAACAACCGCUGCAUUGAUAUCCUCGGCGUCGGGGAGGCGAUGCUGGAUGGCGAGAUAGCAUAUCGACGCGGUGAACAUGAGACAGCGUUCAAGCACCUGCGCACGGCGGUUGAUCGAGAUGAUUCGCUGCCAUAUGAUGAACCUUGGGGCUGGAUGCAGCCGACCAGACAUGCGCUUGGUGCGUUGUUACUUGAACAGGGGCGCGUGGACGAGGCGGUAGCAGUCUAUGCUGCGGAUUUGGGUAUUGAACCUACGUUACCUCGGGCUCUGCGUCAUCCCAAUAAUGUUUGGGCUUCACAUGGGUAUCAUGAGUGUUUGGUUAAGCUGGGUCGGAAGACUGAGGCGAGGGUUUUUGCGUCUCAGUUGAAGAUUCAGUUGGCUAGGGCAGAUGUGCCUAUCAAGUCUUCUUGCUUUUGUCGGCUUGAGACUGCUUGA